Molecule: messenger RNA, 3567 nt
Organism: Chenopodium quinoa (quinoa)
Lineage: Eukaryota; Viridiplantae; Streptophyta; Magnoliopsida; Caryophyllales; Amaranthaceae
Product: probable cyclic nucleotide-gated ion channel 14
Exons: 7
Coding region: 368-2500 (710 amino acids)
Biological process (GO): potassium ion transport; transmembrane transport
Cellular component (GO): membrane
Molecular function (GO): voltage-gated potassium channel activity
Source: RefSeq, a predicted model, not a curated record
AAAUCUUGUGCUUUUGAUUUGUUAAGAAGAAAGUCAACAUACGCAAAUUAAAUUACACUUAUCAGCAACCUUAUACUCCUACAACUUAUCCUCUCAUAAAAUAGAGAAGCAAAAUACAAAACCACUUCAGUUUCAUCUCCUCUUUUUCAAAAUUUUGUUGCCUUGGUAAUUCUUGGCAAAUUCGAUCUACCAUAUUAUCCUAUAACUUUCUCGUUUCUUAUCAUACGAAAAUUGGAUGAUCGAAGCAUACCAUCAAUUUAAAAUUCACAAGUCGAGUACGAAAUUGAAGACAGGGGAGAAGAUCAUCCAGCUCUCUCGUAUCACAUAUGUUUCAUACAUUUGACUCAGUUCAUCAAAUUAAUCUAGCAUGGAUUCCAAAAGGCACAAGCAAAUAAGAUUUUAUGAAAACAAUGGAAAUGACUUACUAAUGAAAUCAUCAGAUACACCCUCUUCAACAUACAAACAGACCACUCCUUUAACUACAAGCAUUCGAAACCACGACGACGAUGAGAACGAAACAUGGUGGAAACGGACCUUGGAUCCCUCAAGCGAGGUAGCCUUAAUGUGGAACCGUAUCUUCCUAGUAGCCUGCAUCAUCGCGCUAUUCAUUGAUCCUUUGUUCUUUUACGUUCCUGGAGUUGACACAAAUAAUGAAUCAUUUUGUAUGGCAAGGGAUUUGGAAUUAGGUGGUGUUGUGACCAUUAUUCGUACCAUCACUGAUGUGUUCUAUCUGUUACAUGUUCUUCUGAGGUUUCGUACGUCUUUUAUAUCGCCGAGUACACGAGUGUUUGGAAAGGGUGAGCUUGUGAAGGAUGGCAAGGAGAUUGCAAGAAGAUAUGUUACAUCUGGUUUUUUCAUUGAUUUCAUUGCUGCUUUGCCUCUUCCACAGAUUGUGAUAUGGUUCAUCAUUCCAGCCAUUAAGCACUCUAAGUCCAGAAGUACAGAUAAUGCACUUCAGCUAAUUGUUUUCAUUCAAUAUUUUCCGAGGGUAUAUAAGAUUUUUACGUUGAGUUCUGAUAUCGUCAAAGCUACUGGAGUUGUCACGAAAACUGCUUGGGGUGGAGCUUCUUAUAAUCUGCUAUUGUACAUUUUAGCUAGUCAUGUUGUCGGGGCAGCUUGGUAUCUAAUGUCCAUAGAAAGAUACUCAUCGUGCUGGAGAUCGGCUUGUAGAGAUGAAGAAUCACCCAUCAAAUGCCAACUGAGAUACUUGGAUUGUAGUACUAUAAAUGAUAAUGAUCGUAUCGUUUGGAGAAAUAACACCCAAGUAUUUACUAAGUGUGAUCCGCAUAACAAAGAUGUUAUCUUCGACUUUGGGAUAUUUGAAGUUGCAUUAGAAAAAGGCAUUACCUCUGAAAGAUUUAAGAUCAAGUACUUGUAUUGUUUAUGGUUUGGAGUACAGCAGUUGAGCUCGUUUGGUCAGGAAUUGGAGACAAGCACAUUCAUCCUGGAAACCGUGUUUUGCAUAGUCAUAGCCAUAUUGGGUCUGAUUUUGUUUGCUCUCUUAAUCGGUAACAUGGAGACCUAUUUGCAAUCUCUCACUUCGAGGCUCGAGCAAUGGAGGCUUAGGAAACGCGACACAGAAGAAUGGAUGAAACAUCGGCAGCUACCUCCACAUUUGCAACAAAGAGUGAGGCGAUAUGUUCAGUACAAAUGGCUGGCAACACGAGGAGUCAAUGAAGAAGCAAUACUAAGCUCCUUGCCAUUAGAUCUACGUCGUGAUAUUCAAACACAUUUGUGCUUAGAUCUCAUUCGACGAGUUCCUUUCUUUGCACAAAUGGAUGGUCAAUUACUAGACGCCAUAUGCGAGCGGCUCAAAUCUUCACUAAACACUGCAGGCACUUACAUUGUCCGCGAGGGAGACCCCGUUACAGAAAUGUUGUUUAUCAUACGAGGAAAACUAGAGAGUUCGACAACAGAUGGAGGGCGGUCAGGGUUUUUCAACUCGAUCACAUUAAGACCAGGUGAUUUUUGUGGCGAAGAGCUUCUAGCAUGGGCUCUUCUUCCGGAUGCUACUCAUUAUCCAUCCUCUACAAGAACAGUCAAGGCCAUCGAAGAAGUUGAAGCCUUCUCAUUAGAAGCCGAACACCUUAAAUACGUGGCGAACCAAUUUAGGCGUCUGCAUAGUAAAAAGCUGCAGGACACUUUCCGUUACUACUCUCACCAGUGGAGGUCAUGGGGUGCCUGUUUUAUUCAAGCUGCUUGGAGACAGUACAAGAGAAAGAUGGAGCAAAUUAGUCCGAGCUUGAGCUCGAGCUCAAGCAAUAGCCAGAACAAGUCAUUGCUAUCUGUUUCCUUUACUCAAUCGACUUCAUUUGAUCACAAUGAUGAAGAUCAUAAUGAUCAAAGUAGUGCUGGGGAACUCGAAACUUCAUCUCUUAAUAUACAACGAUUGGCGAGAAGAUUUGUGAGGAAUGCUCGAAAAAGUGGACAAAGGGACAUGGAUAUUGAGUUGCCGAAGAUAAAGAAGCCUCAAGACCCUAACUUUUUUGCAGAUCAUUGAGCACAAUACUCCCUUUCUCUUACUACUUUUCGCUUUUCUUUCUUUUUUUUUCUACCGAAGAAGAUCCAGUACUAGUGCCUUAAAGUGAAAAAAAUGUGUAGAUGAAGUGUAUUCUUUGAUGAUUUACUUUUAGGGGGCGUUUGGUUCGCACGGGGUAAUCGAAAUGAAAUGAACAAAGGGAAAGAAUCGGAAUGGAAUGAAAAACCCCAAAUUUUGCUAUGUUGUUUGUUUUGAAUAACAAAGGGAAACAAGCCACCAUACCACCAUUCCACCAACCAGCCAAUAACACCACCACCUCCACCAGUCAGCCACCUUUUUCCCCUUCCCCUUCGCAGCCGGUGCACGGCACAACUUCACCACCACCUCCACCAGUUAGCCGCCUGAAACUCGCAUCCCCCAUCCCGGCGUGAAAUCAGUAACCCAUCUCCAACCCCUUUGGCUGAAACCCGUAACCCAUCCCAUCCCUCGCCUGAAACGGCACCGACAUCCAGUUCGCACCACGCCCUCUCCUUUCAAUUACACUUGCUGAUUCCGACGUUAUUCAGCGAAAGCUCUUUGUUCGAGGUCUUGGCCCGACUACAACCACGGGUGGGAGGAUGGGCGGCGAAGGGCAGCGAGGGUCGGGGGAAGGUCGACGACCAUCCGGCGAGGUGAAGUGAGUUCCGGCGAGGUGCAGCAAGCUCCGACGAGAAGCAUCCAGUUGAUAGAGUAUGGUGGUUGGGGAAUGGGAAUGCAAAAGGUAGGGGGUGGGGAAUGGGUUUAGGAGAUUUUUGGGUAAACCCAAAAAUAAAAUGGGGGAAUGGGAAUGACAAAUAAGUGAAAACAAACACUAACUAAGGGAAUCAUUCCCAUUCCCUUUCCCCAUUCCGGCGAACCAAACGGCCCCUUAAUACUUUUAUUAGGCAAUACCUAACCAAUGAAGUCUUGGUCUUUUGGCAAAGACUGAGGGUUUGUGUACGUUUAAUCAUAGUUAGGUUCAAAUUCUCAUUCCCCAUUUGUACUUUGUAAUUAGUAAGUGUGAUACUCUCUCUGUCAAAUUCUCGUAGUAAAUUGUCAUUAAACCAAAA